AGACGGCAGCCAUAUUUGUAUGUCUUCACGACGAGUUCAAGUUGGAAAUAUGUCAGAAGGAAAUGUGUAAUGAAUCCAAUGUCUGAGCUAAGUUAUCAGGCAAUCCGCACGGCUAAUCAAGCCAGAGAAGCGGAUGAACUGAGAACUGACACGAGGAAGAAGAACUUACUUAUCCUAGUUCUGAAUUAUAUGCAUGAAGAAGGAUAUGUAGAUUCUGCACAGAGUCUGGCUCGAGAAACCAACAUUGACCUCAGUAAAUAUGAAGUGUGUGACAAUAUUGACCUGGAAACCAUCCUCAUGGAAUAUGAAUCUUACUACUAUGUCAAAUUUUCCAAAUAUCCCAAAAUUACCAAGAAACUAGGGCCACAGAGUGCUGGAGACAGAAGGGGUGGUUCCCACAAGGUCGCCACAAGGACAAAUAGUUUGACACGACGAGUGAAGUCGGGUUCUCAGUCUGCCCAUCAACUUAACGGCAAAAACUCAGCUUCCACAACUCCAUCUCUACCCAGAAUUCCACAGAAUGGUAGAGCCAGUCCCCCUCCCCCAGUGUCAGGGGGUAGGCCAAAAUCAGGGGUUCAGCCUGGAGGGAGACAAGGGAGAGCCACGCAGUCCUCAACCAGACGACAAAAUGGAAUGCCAGAAAAGAACGAGAAAAUGUUGUGCCGAGUGGUUGUGUCAGAUAACGAAAUAAAGUUUAAGGGCAAUAACUUGAAGAGUUAUAGGGACAUGAUGAAAAUGAAUGGUGUGACUAAUGGAAUUGACCCGGGUCUAGCCUUACAAGGACUGACAGUCCAGGGCAGCAAUAACCAUGACAACAAACCAGUGGAGGAACCAGCACAAAAGAGGGGCAAACCUGGACAGAUAAUAGACAUUAGAUCCAUGAUUAAUGAAGCCACAAAGCUGAAUGCUGAGGAGGGGAUGGAUGGCCAGGACCGUCUUCUAAAGCCUCUUGGUGGAUAUGUGGGUUACAAUAGCGAAUGGAGGGAAUUAGCUCAAGUUAUUAGUAGAGAUAUUUACUCAGAAAAUCCCGAUGUAAAAUGGGAUGAUAUUAUCGGUUUAGAAGAGGCCAAAAGACUAUCAAAGGAAGCAGUAGUCUAUCCAAUUAAGUAUCCCCAGUUAUUUAAAGGAAUCCUGUCACCAUGGAAGGGGCUGCUGCUGUAUGGUCCUCCUGGUACAGGGAAAACCCUUCUAGCCAAAGCAAUAGCCACUGAGUGUAACACAACCUUCUUCAAUAUAUCAGCCUCUAGUAUAGUCAGCAAGUGGAGAGGAGACUCCGAAAAACUAGUCAGGGUGCUAUUUGAAAUGGCUAGGUUCUAUGCUCCAUCUACCAUAUUCUUGGAUGAGCUAGAAGCCAUAAUGAGUCAAAGGGGAUCGCAAGGGGGGAGCGGGGAACAUGAAGGAAGUAGAAGAAUGAAAACUGAACUAUUGGUGCAAAUGGAUGGUCUAUCCAAAACUGACGACUUAGUCUUUCUUUUAGCAGCUUCCAAUUUACCAUGGGAGCUGGAUCAAGCAAUGCUUCGUCGGUUGGAAAAAAGAAUCAUUGUUGAUCUUCCAACCUAUGAAGCCAGAAAAGCCAUGUUUAAACAUCACCUUCCUAAUGUAGUGGUGCCAAAGGAAGGGGGACUGGAACUAUUGAGCAAUUUGGAUUACGAACUUCUAGCAACAAAGACAGAAGGUUAUUCGGGUUCAGACCUACGGUUGGUUUGUAAGGAGGCAGCCAUGAGACCAGUCAGAAAAAUAUUUGAUGCCUUAGAAAAAAAUGAUCACCAUGGUGACCUACAUAUCAGACUUGACACAAUUACAUCAACGGAUGUCUUGCGAGCAAUUGACAGAACGAAACCAUCGGCUGGCAAGAUGAAAGAACGGUAUGCAGCAUGGCAGCGGGAGUAUGAAUCAGUAUAAACUGUGCGUCUGUGGACCUCUUUACCAGAUGACAUUGGUUGACUGAGAGAGUAAAUGUAGGCAUCAGAGAGGAUUGAUUUUCUUCCGUCCAAAAUGAUUAUUCGAUUGAAAAAAUCAAGAGGCGUCUAUACCCGGUACAGAUGCGACAUUGACUGUGAUAGCAGUAACAUACGUCUAUUUUUCUACAAAGCACUUUUAUUUAUAUUUUCUUAUGUUGCAUGCAUGGUUAUGUAUCAUGAACUGCCAUUAGGACUGCGAGUGUAAUGGUGGAAAUUUUCAAUAUAUUGAAGUUUGUAUCUCCUGUACUUUCUAGUCAUAUAUAUACAUGUAUUCAUACAUCACAGACUCCAGACCAACUGUAGAAGUCAGCCAACUACACACUCAGAUGUCUUAGUCGAUUCCACGUACAUGUAAUAUGAAAGUCGUACACUUGCAUAAAAUGUAAGUGGUUCAAUCUGAAGAUUUCUCAUAAAAGUUUGUAAAAAUAACAUCAUGCUUCCUUCAGACUUGAACUUUUGACUAUCAUGUCUUGACUGGUACAUUAUUGUGCUUUCAAGAGUGUUCUCUCCAUAAACAGGAGGAUAAUUAUGUACCAGUAUUUCAUUUUGUGCCUUGUACUUGAAAAGGUUUUUCUAUAAAGCCUGUAUCAUAGCACAUAAAGCUCCAGUGAGCUUUUGACUUCAGGACAUAAAUUAUUAGCUAUCAGAAAAAGGCAACAUUGUAGUGUUACUAUUUUUAUGUGUUUGUCUGUUCCAUGUUCCAUAUUUAUUGUUCCAUGCCAUUGUGAAAGGCAUGCCUGGUGAUCACAGAUAUUUAAGUGUGUUGACAUGUUGUGUUCCAAUACAAUCAUCAGUAUACACACCAAUUAGUGUUUCCAGUAUUAUAGUAGACUUGCCCAAAAUGAAUUGUACCUGUGUGCUAUUGUUUUCUGUGUUGUGGAGGUUGGUUAUUAUAAUGCACAGUAUACUUGCGUUUGUUGCUGUAACAAUUAAUAGUUGAUAAUGUCAUUGUUGGACAUACAUGCACGGUUGAAGCAGUAUCUCUACCAGUUUAGUUUGCAUCCAACCACAGGAAUACACGCAUAAUUGUAGUUUUUGAUUCUCAUUCCAAUUUAGUUGCAGGAUUUGGUUAGAUAUGGCAGAAAAAUGAUCUCAGUGACCCGAGACUAAACAUGACAAGUUAUUUACAGGAUCCAAGUGCAAUGUUGUACCUGUGAUCAGUAUGUGGUUACACCUGUGAUCAGUACGUGACACCUGUGAUCAGUACGUGGUUACACCUGUGAUCAGUACGUGGUUACACCUGUGAUCAGUACGUGGUUACACCUGUGAUCGGUUUGUGGUUACAAUGUCCUCUCUGUGAUAGUUUUCUUCACUGCUCCACACAGACGCUUACAGUGGACUCUCACAACUUUUGCGUAGAAUUUUAUUUUGCACCUGUACCAACCGCAAUGUUGUCGAAAAGUCAACAAAAAUUUAUACUUUGAAAUUUGUACUUACUUUGCUUAGUACUUGCAUGUAAUUUAGCCACAAAUAAUGCAAGCCAUUGCACAUAGUUAAGCCACAAAACAAAAACCAAUAUUCGAGGCAUUAUAAUUUAUUGUAUAUCAGAAGUGCUCAGACAUUAAUGUACUGUUAACUACACAUAGUAUUGUAAUUUAUGACUUUGUAUGCAAUGUAUCGAUGGAUACAUCUAUUAAAGAAUGUUUUAUACAAUAUAAAAUGAUUGAAUUUUUCUUUUAUAAAUGAAAUAAAUGUACCUCUUACGAAUUCA
This is a messenger RNA of Ostrea edulis (European flat oyster), 3672 nucleotides long. Its product is annotated as katanin p60 ATPase-containing subunit A-like 2. Lineage: Eukaryota; Metazoa; Mollusca; Bivalvia; Ostreida; Ostreidae. The record is from RefSeq and is a predicted model, not a curated record. Gene Ontology annotation, molecular function: protein binding; ATP hydrolysis activity; ATP binding. The transcript is spliced from 20 exons. Bases 70 to 1902 code for a protein of 610 amino acids.